This is a messenger RNA of Cannabis sativa, 2628 nucleotides long. RefSeq names its product protein ASYMMETRIC LEAVES 2. The record is from RefSeq and is a predicted model, not a curated record. The coding region runs from base 1648 to 2328 and encodes 226 amino acids. The transcript has 2 exons. Lineage: Eukaryota; Viridiplantae; Streptophyta; Magnoliopsida; Rosales; Cannabaceae.
UGGAUCGAUCCAGAGGAUGAGGAUGAGAAUAUAUAAUUUAUCCAGAAGAAUAGAAUGAAUAUUAUUGCAGCACUAUAUCAAUAUACUACAUCCUCCACAGUAAGAGUCAGACACUACUAUACCCUAUAUCUAUCUAUAUUUUAAUUAUAUCAAUUAUAUAACAAGAUCUAGUGAUUUUUUCAAAUAUAGUAAUGUUUUUUUUAUUUUUUAAAUAAAAGUAAAAUCUUAAUUAUAUUGUUAUUAGUAUAUAUAUAUAUGAUUCAAUAGUGAGAGUAGUAUGGUUCAUCCCAAUAUGGAUUAAGAGAAUAUGAUGAAAGUGUGGGGGUUGUGAAAAGUCACAUUAUAUACUUAUAUAUAUAAAUUAAAUUAAAUGUAAGUAUGUGUAGGUAGGGGGAGGGUGAGAUGACUAGGUAGGGGUAUUUAUUAUAUAUUUUAUAUAUUAAUAAUUUUAUCGUAAAGAGUGAAGUUAAUAAGUUAGUGAAAAGUCAUAUCUCUUUUUUUCUUUUUCUUGAUAUUCUUGUUCUCUUUUUCUUUUUCUUUUUCUUUUACACGAGAUCCAAUCCAAAACUCUAGUCUCUACCACCACACUACACACACCAGGCCAAGCCUCCUAAAACUCAAAACUCAAAACUCAAAACCAGUACUACUACUGCUACUACCACUACGUACACACACACCUAUAUAGCUAUCUAGGCAAAUAUAAUCACUACAUAUCAAUUUACAGGUAUAUAUAUACCCCGGCCCCCCUUAAUUUUCUCUCUUGCUCUCCUUGUUCUCGAUCGAUCGGGAUAUUUAAUUACGUACCUAAUUAAUUUAUUAAUUCCAUGAUCUCUACCAAUUAACAUAUUAAUUUCUAAGGUAUACAUCUCCUCAAGUAUCUCUCUGAUGAGGUGAUACUACUAUAUACCUACUCUUAUAAUUUAAAUUUGUUUCCUUUUGUAGUAGUAUUGUAUAUAUAUAGGUGUUACCACAUAUAUAUAUAUAGAUCUUUUAAACAGGCGAAAGAAAGAAACAAACAAAAAGAUCUUCAAAUCCUCCCAGAUCUGUCUCCUAAUAAUUUGUAUAUGGAUAGUAUAUAAUUUGAGAAAUUAUUCUGUGUUGCCAACCCCAUUAUUUGGUAUUUAUAUACUUAAUUCUUCGAUUGCAACAUUAUCCUUUUAUAUAGUAAAAUGGGCCGAAUCUUCCAUCAUCAAUUCUCAUUCUCAUUUCUUUCUUCUUCUUCUUCUAUGCAUAAUAUAUAUUUGUGAAAUAAUGGUGAAUUAUAUAUAUAUAUAGUUGACGCUUUUAAACCAAAAUUAUUUGGUAUAAAUUGUGCAUAUAUAUUUGUGUGUAUUUUAAUUAAUAAUAAACUGAAUAUAUUAAUAUUGGUGGAUGCGUGCGUGAUUUUCAUGGUUGUGUCACAUCAAAGAUAUAUAUAUAUCAUCAUCAAAACAGUUUCCAUAUAACAAAAAUGUACAUUCAAUUUUGGAUCUCCAUUCAAUCAUAAUCAGUCACACUCUUUUCUUUUUAUUAAUUAUUUAAUUUCUUAUAUUAUAUAUAUAUGUAAAUUCUCUCUUUUCUUUCUUCUUAUUAAUCUUGCAGAGCCUAGCUAGCUAGCAGAAAUCGAAGAAUAAUCCAUUCAAAAAUUAACAGAAUAAUAUAUAUUAUAUGGCAUCAUCAUCUUCUUCUUCAUCAUCAAAUUCGCCUUGCGCGGCCUGUAAGUUUCUGAGGCGAAAAUGCCAACCGGAGUGCGUGUUCGCACCCUACUUUCCGCCGGACCAACCUCAGAAAUUCGCAAACGUACACAAAGUGUUCGGCGCAAGCAACGUCACUAAGCUUCUCAAUGAGCUCCUCCCCAGCCAGAGAGAGGAUGCCGUCAAUUCACUUGCUUAUGAAGCCGACAUGAGGCUCCGAGACCCCGUCUACGGCUGCGUUGGAGUCAUCUCUCUCCUCCAACACCAGCUCCGUCAACUCCAAAUGGAUCUCACCUGCGCCAAAUCAGAGCUCUCCAAGUACCAAAACCUCGGAAUCACCGGACACGGCCUCAUCGCGGCUGCAGCCGCUGCUGCACACCACGCGCACAGCCCCCACCACCACCACCACCAUCAGAAUCUAGGCAUCAAUCUCAUAUCCGGGGCUGCAGCCCGGGACCACUACCACCACCAGUUCUUCCCUAGAGAUCACCACCACCACCACCAGUCGGCCGCCCAGCAGAUGAUCAACUAUGACGCCAGCAGUCUUCUGGCCAUGAAUGUGUCCGCCACCGCCGGCGGAAUCGGCCAACUGAGUCCGUUUCAGCAACCUAGGGCUGCCGCCGGGGAUGACCGCCGCACCAUUGAUCCAUCUUAGUAAUAUUAAAUCAUCAUAUUAUUAGAGUUUCAGGCACAUUCACUAUUUGAUCAGGGAAAAAGAGACUCUGAAUCAGCACGAGAGAGAGAUAUCAUAGUGAGAAGAGAGAGAGGUAGUACGUAUUGGUAUUUAAUCUUAAUUAAACAUAUAUAUUCUACUUAAUCAUCUAAUACCCGUUAUCAAUUAAUUUAUUAUAGACAUAUAUAUAUUGCAAUUUUGUUAUAAAUCCAAAUAUUAUCGAUAUAUAUCUAUAUACGAUACCUGCAGACAGCAUAUUAAUUAUAUAUAUAUUUCCGUGCC